Messenger RNA from Acanthaster planci (crown-of-thorns starfish), 4820 nucleotides. RefSeq lists its product as uncharacterized. NCBI's taxonomy places the organism in Eukaryota, Metazoa, Echinodermata, Asteroidea, Valvatida, Acanthasteridae. The record is from RefSeq and is a predicted model, not a curated record.
AAAGUAUAAACGGCUGAUUGAAGACAAGUUGAAGAUUUGUGCCGGACAUCCCGUUUUGUUAUCAUUUUUGGGCUUUUAAAGAAGUUUCGAUUAAUCCUGCAGGAUGCCUCUACUCACUACUUGUUGUGGGUGUUGGCAGCUUCGUCAAGGAACAUUUGUUAGCUGCGCAUAUAGCUUGAUUUAUUCCUUAGUGGCCAUUGGAUUGUCUGGCUAUGGGAUACAUAGUUACCUCAACUAUGGGAGCUUUUUGAUCUAUAAUGAGACUGCCCACAGCCAGGAAAUUGGCACUGAGCAACGAGUGCUGUACAUUGCCAACUGCGUGGACAUCGGCCUGUAUGCCAUCCUCAUGCUGUCUGCCAUCUUAGUCAUCAUUGGAGUUAAGAGGCUGCAGCGCUUCUUCUUCAUCCCUUUCCUGGUUACCAUGGGAAUGCUGGUCCUCCUUCAGGUCCUCGUCUGCUUCCUCUCCAUCGUAUCUCUGUUCAUCCUCUUUGCAGAAGGCGCUGUAUUUGAGAUGUUCCUUGCUGUCGUCUUCUUGAUUGCUGAUUUGAUGUGCUGGCUGUGUGUCUUCUCUUACUACCAGGAAUUGCGGGAUGGUCGAGCCCAGAUACGGGUCAACUACACCAUCAGGGUACCGGAAAUCAGCCAAUCAGAGAAGACGGAUGUGACCAUAGACACCAGCCAAGCCAUAGAUGGGCCUCCUGCCUACACUUUGCUCUACCCAGAGCCUAGAGACUAACCAAGGAAAGGUUUACCAAGGAAGUAGCAUGUACAUGUAUAUGCACAGGAAAGCACAUUCUGCUUGAAUUUAACAUAAAAGUGUCAUGAUCAUGUGAUCCUAUUAUUCAUUGGGCUAUUGUGAAGGCAGAUUUGUCUGUUUGAACCUGUUCAGUGUGUCACUGGGUAUUUUUUAACCUCAAAUUUUGACCAUGAUCAGCUGUACCAUAAUACGCAGCAAGAAGUUGUUAAUGCAAGGCCACGUAUUAUUUCCUGUGUUGGUUAAUACCACGUUGCACCAAGUUCAAAGUAUCCUUCUACACGUAUAGCAUGGUAAAAUUGUUCAUCAAAGUACAUGUAAUGAACCAUGUUCACCGAAAGCAAAGUAUUUCAUUUGGGAUGGCCCAAGCACUGCGAACAAGCCAUGACGCACAAAGUCUAUUUUGUUUAUAACUAAUUGUGGUAUUUUUUACACAUCAGUGCUUAAAACACGUUCAUACGCAUUGCUUUUGAACACUGUAGUGGUCGUUGGCAGAAUCAAGUGCAGUGGUCCAGAAAUGACAAUCUUGUUGUGAGAUUGGGGUGGGAUAGGAGUGACUUUGUCAUUCACUAUUGGGGGAGGGAGGCAGAGCCGGGGGGGGGGGAAUUAUUGCACGGCCUAAUUAAAAGUUAAGCAUCACUAGAGUUGAUCUUGAAGGAGACUUUAUGGACAUGCAGUGAGUGGUUGGGGUGAGAGGCUGGUUAAUUGAUGAAGGCUGAUUCAGUCUUGUGAUAUCAUACGUGGCUCACUCUCCACUGUGCUUUGACUCAACGACAGUACAUCAGUAAACCGUCUACUUAGCCUUUGCUGUACUCUUUAUUUUAAAGUUAAUGCAUAAAAGACCACCAAAGGACACAAAAUGGUAGAGCAAGAAAACUGCAACCAAGUUCAUCAACACAGCAUUUGUCAUGACAUUCUGGUCAAUGUAAUCAUCUGAAAUCAGCCACACCGACAGUGUGGAUUGUCUGUAGUGCAGUAAGCUCCAGGGCUAUAUGCAUAGUAUAUUUUUGAAAAAGAUAUUCUAUUUUUCUUCUCCUUUGUUGUCCCGAAGCAUGCAUGGUUCAGCCAUGUUGGUCCACUGAUCCCAUGCUCGUGCAGGAAUACCGGGCAUGUGUUGUAAAAUCUUAUCUUUGUUGUCCAGUUUUUCAGUGCAUGUGAGUUUUGUGAGUUUCUUGAAAGUGUCAGUUACAUUGUUCAACUUGUAACUAUUUGUAUUUACGAUAUGGGAUGAUGUAGUCAGAUGCAAAGUGCAGUAGUUUUUUUACUUUAGCAGUGGCUGGUGCCUAUUAAUUUGGCUCUAAACGAUCUCUUUAAUAGUGUUGAAACGUGAUCAGGUGGCCGUGAUCUUUAGUGAGAAUUCUGAGACUGUCAUAUUAUGACUGUACUUAAAACUUCAUUCAUAUAUACCUGGUUUUUCUAUUCCUAUUGGUCGAAACUCGUCACGUGACCAUUCAUUAACAUUUGAUAAUGCCCGCUUAGAAAUUAUAAUGCCCGCUGCAUAAAUCAUGCGCUGGCACAUGGAGACAAGACUGUUUAUUCAGGUCUGAUAGGUCAGGAGUCUGUGUACACGCAAACGUGCCUCGCAUGUGGCAAGUUUAUUAAAGGAGAUUCUAUUGGACAACUUUCAAAAGGAAUAUUCCAUGAAAUGGACGGGGGUGUUCAGGAAAAUGAAAGUAAAGUUUUAGAACAAAAUCGUUGGAAAUUCAUCAUAUAUUGUCUUCUUUUUGACUCCCUGAAUAAAAACGUGUUCUUGGUCAGUCUUAAACUAGUGUUUAAGACCUUGCUUGGAACAAUGAACGCUGAUAAUGCCCUUGCCUGAGGCUCGAGCAUUAGUCACUUCCAUUCUCCUAAGUUUGUCAUAAAUAUACUUUAAAGACCGGCCAAGCACAUAUUUAUUCCCUUGGUUGUAAACCAAAAGGUAAACUUGUAUUAACUUGCCAAACACUCAGUGUUCUUUUCAAAAAUGAAAGUAUCACCAAGUCGGUGCAGCAUUAUGUUACUUGGCAUUGCCUGAAUGAAUAACCUUGAAUUAAUUAGUUUUACAAACAUUUUUUAUCCUACCUAAUCGACUGUAUUCAUGAGAUGGCCAUUCUUAAUCAUGUUUCCCGACUCUUUUUUAUUCUUUGAACACUCUAAAAUAGACAGGAACCUAUUUUGCUUUAAUUACGGGCAUAGCUUCGUUUUGAGGUUUUUUGUCAUUAUGGACGAUAAAGGCAACACAGUAUUUUAUUCGUAAUUUGGAACCAUUCACUGGAGGACAGGAUUUGCCCAUACUUCAUCAACUUUGCUCCCAAGAUUUAAGAUUUCAGAAAACAUUUAAUACAGGGAUUGCCUCAAUCUCAUUUCAAGAUGGCAGAUGUAAGGUGAAUGGAAGAGUUUUUGUGUGCUAUGCUUUAUAAUAUUUAUUGGCAUAUUAUUCAGUGUCAAGGAAACUCAUGAAUACUUGCUGCGAAGCAAAGACAGAAUAACUUCUCUCCUGAAAACAAGUAGAUGCCAUUUCAUUUUAAUACUGUUAAGACUUUGUGGUUUAGAUGAAUGGACAAUUGGAUAUUUAUCAAGCUCCAGUCAUUUUUCAUAACCUAAGGCUAUAUAUAAUGUACCAGCAAGGCAUGGUAUUGAAAAAGUUGGCCAAAUUGUGAUCGCUUCUGUGUAGAGAAUCAUACAGUGGACCCUGCCCAUGUCUCCGGGGAACCAGACCAUGAUGUCUACAAUUGGAUAAGAGAUUUCUUUACGUAAGCUUGCCAUAAACAUCAGAGAUCAGUGCAAUUUCUACUCAGACAUACAUUUGUACAUGUAUGCAUAUACAUGUACAUACAUAUGAUCGGUAAGUGCUUAGUGUUGUCUUAAUCAGAGUUUUAUUUCAUGUGUAAAAGAAGUAUUUGUCCUGAGACGUGUGAGCACUCUAAAAAGAUUUUGAAAAAAAUGCAAUUGUGUUUUGAUUACAAAGUUAGCAUCUACAUGUAAAAUAUAUUUGUUACAUGUACAUGUACUGCUAACUGCUUAAGGUCAGAGAAUGCUAAUUUUUUUUCAGAGUUUGGCAGAAAUAGAUACAUUUACUUACCAAACCUCUAAAAGGGGAAAAAAGAUUUUGAGCAAGAUGUAUCAGAGGCACGUAAUAAGAGUGCAACUGUGUUUUUGUUACAAAGAUGAAAUGUGUCAGAAAAUGGAUUGAUUAGGUUAAUUCAAAGCAAAUAAGUGUUCACUGCUAUGCGAUUUGCAGUUUCCACGUCUGUAAUGAUUGUUACAUGUAUGUUACCAUUAGAUUGUCAAAAUAAUGCAUUCGGUCUUGGAACGAUAAAGUCAGUUAAGUAGGGUUUGUAUCAGUGUACUCCACCAAAAGUCUACUUACCAUCCUUCAUUCUCAAAAAUAUUCUGAAGUUUUCUUUCUGUCAAGAGGAUUACUUUCAAGAUAUUUGAAAUGGAUGUUAUCACCAUCCGUUGGCUUAGGAAGAGAUAUUUCCAAAUUGGAUCGUGAUUAUAUUGGUUCUUUCAGUUUUGUAUAUGUUGAUCAAUUACUUGUAUGGAAACUACUUGCAAACGAAAGUGAAAUUUUGAAAUGAUAGAAUAUUUAAAAAAGUUACGGAGUAAAAUGGAAUAUAAAUGAUGAUUAUUUAAUUUGCAAAUGAAACUGGAAUUUUGACAUGACAGAAUAUUGAAAAAUAUGGAGUAAAAUGGAACAUUAAUGAUAAUUAUUUAAACGGAUGUUCAGUUUUAUGUCUAACAUUUGAUUAUUAAUCAUCAAUUUAUUUUAUCAGCAACACUGUAAAAACAACAUUUAGAGUUCAAACACGUUUUUAUACCCACUUUUUAAAAAACAUGUUUAACCCAUGACUUGUUUAAUGACGUGUUUAGCAAUGCUUAACGCUUUUCCAUGGUACGUGUUCAGCUUUUUGAAAUCCCGAAAGUGUUUAGAAAUGUGUUUAAACUCUAAGCACCUUAGAGUUUAAACAAUUUGCAUGUAAGUUCAUUGUAAGUGUUCUGCAUGUACGCAUGAGUAUAUUUAGCAUAUCUUUGCAAUUAACCACACGUUGUGUUGAAUAAAACUUGACAUUUCAAAUUCACCGAA